This is a messenger RNA of Phyllostomus discolor (pale spear-nosed bat), 1023 nucleotides long. Its product is annotated as olfactory receptor 6C75-like. Gene Ontology annotation, molecular function: olfactory receptor activity. Gene Ontology annotation, cellular component: membrane. Gene Ontology annotation, biological process: G protein-coupled receptor signaling pathway. The record is from RefSeq and is a predicted model, not a curated record. NCBI's taxonomy places the organism in Eukaryota, Metazoa, Chordata, Mammalia, Chiroptera, Phyllostomidae.
AUGAAGAACCAUUCAAUGCAGACACAGUUUAUUCUUUUGGGUCUGACAGACAACCCAAAGUUGCAGGUUGUAAUUUUCCUCUUUCUAUUUUUUGGUUACAUUUUUAGUGUGACAGGAAACUUAACCAUCAUCAUUCUAACUUUGCUUGAUCCCCACCUUAAGCCCCCAAUGUAUUGCUUCCUACAGAAUUUCUCAUUUUUAGAACUUUCAUUUACAAGUAUUUCAAGAUUCCUGGUAAGCCUAGUGAAUAAGGGCAGAACUAUUUCCUAUAGGAGUUGUAUGACUGAGCUAUUUUUGUUGUAUCUUUUUGGGGUAACUGUAUUUUACCUUCUUGCAGCUAUGUCUUAUGGCCGUUACGUGGCUUUAUGUAAACCUCUGCAUUACACCACCAUCAUGAGUAACAGAGUUUGCUACCAACUUGUACUCAGCUCUUGGGGAUCUGGAUUCCUGAUUAUCUUUCCUGUAAUUAUCUUGGUAGUCAAGUUGGAAUUCUGUGCUCCUAAUGUCAUUGAUCAUUUUAUUUGUGAUUGUUCUCCCAUACUGCUGAUGUCUUGUUCAGAUACACAUUUCAUAGAGCUAACGUAUUUCUUCUUUGCUGCGGUGACACUAAUGGUCACCCUGAUGCUGGUGGUUCUUUCCUAUGGCUACAACAUCCAGACAAUUUGCAAAUUCCCUUCUGCUCAGCAAAAGAAAAAAACAGCCUUUCCUACCUGUUCUUCCCACAUGACUGUAGUUUCCAUCUCUUAUGGUAGCUGUAUAUUCAUGUAUAUCAAACUAUCAGCAAAUGAUAGAGUGACUUUAAGCAAAGGAAUAGCUCUACUCAAUACGUCAGUUGCCCCCUUAUCGAAUCCCUUCAUUUAUACCCUAAGGAACCAGCAAGUGAAACAUGCCUUUAAGGAAAUGGUCCAGAAAGUUUUAUUUGCUUCAAACCAUGAGAAAAUACUAAAAAGCAUGAAGGAAAAAAUGCCUUUUUUCUCUUGGUUUACUUUGUCUGUCACAGUACAAGGUCUCAGGUUAUAUUAG